Messenger RNA from Aethina tumida (small hive beetle), 672 nucleotides. RefSeq names its product peroxynitrite isomerase THAP4-like. The transcript has a single exon. NCBI's taxonomy places the organism in Eukaryota, Metazoa, Arthropoda, Insecta, Coleoptera, Nitidulidae. Bases 95 to 586 code for a protein of 163 amino acids. The record is from RefSeq and is a predicted model, not a curated record.
UCAAACAGUUCCUAACCUCAAAAUUUUUUAUAUCAACUUCAGAACCAAAUCUCCCCGUUAGAAAUUUAACAAUAAUUAAAUUAAUUUCGCAAAGAUGUUUAAAACAUCUGUACACGAAGCAACGAAACCGUUGUCCUGGCUUCUGGGCAAAUGGAAAUCGGUGAGUGCCAACGGAUCCUACCCAACUAUAAACCCAUUUUCAUACUGUGAAGAACUCACCUUCACCACCAUUGGUCAACCAAUGCUCAAUUACAACUCAGUUACGUGGCAUCCCACCGAAAAGCGGCCGAUGCAUCUAGAAUCUGGAUACUUGAGAAUCAAACCGGGCACAAAUGAGGUGGCUUUCAUGGUUGCACAUAACUUUGGUCUUACUUCAUUGGAAGAAGGAACUGUGGACAACAAGAAAUUGAACACCAGCAGCACACAAAUUGGUAGAAUGAGCUUUGCAAAAGAUCCUGCAGUGAUUGGCAUUCAAAGAACUUAUACGUUAAAUGAUGAGGGGAAACUUGAACUAGUUUUGGCAAUGGAGACUGAGAACAUUGGGUUAAAAGAACACCUGAGAGUUUUGUAUGAAAAAAUUGAAUAAUUAGUGGUUUAUGAGAAAUUUGUUGUUGUCUUAAUUUUUUUGUUAUAAAUAUAGAAUGUAAUAUUAAAUAAAAUUGUCUAAAAUAU